AUGUCGACGUCACUUAAGCCUGCCGCCAACAUCCGCUCCCGUGGUCAGAGCAUGGGUCGGAUCAACGUCGGAGACACUGCCGCUCUGCUCUCAACAAUGCCGUUAUCGCCUCUGGCUCGUCGGAACUCACAGGCUCGACAAGACGCCAUUGACGACACCAAGAACACCGCCCCUUGGUUGGCACGCUUCGACCAAUUUUGCUCUCAGCAAACUUGGGUGAAGCCGUUGUUGGCUUUGCUUUUCACCCUUGUGUUGUAUCGGUUGGUACCGGAAAAGUCGGGAUGCCGCAAAGUGUUGGAGGCGUUCAUCUUCCCGUCGUAUAAGUUAGAGAACGGUGAAUACGGGAAGGGUGAAAACGACUUCUAUUUCGUAUUUUACUAUGCACUUUUCUUCACGUUCUUGCGUGAGUUUGUAAUGUGCGUAGUAUUGCGUCCGUUGGCCAAUUAUUUUGGUAUCACCAAGGAAACGAAAGUGAAGCGGUUUAUGGAACAAACUUACGCCAUGUUCUAUUAUGGGAUUCUGGGGCCCUUCGGUUUAUACAUUAUGAAGCAAUUGCCUCUCUGGUACUUUAACACCUACUACUUUUACAUUGACUUUCCUCAUCGCACCCACUCGCUUUUGUUCAAGAUCUAUUACCUUGGUCAAGCAGCUUUCUGGGUUCAACAGUCGAUUGUGCUUCUUUUGCAAUUGGAAAAGCCAAGAAAGGAUUUCAAGGAACUCGUUUUUCACCACAUUGUUACGAUUGCGCUUAUCUGGACGUCGUAUCGUUUCCACUACACGUGGAUGGGUAUUGCUGUCUAUAUUACUAUGGAUGUUUCGGACUUUUUCUUGGCGACGUCUAAAACACUCAAUUACCUUAACUCGCGGUUGACUCCGAUUUUCUUCGUGUUUUUCGUGUUUGUAUGGGGUUACUUACGUCAUUACCUUAACCUCAAGAUUUUGUGGUCCGUGCUUACAGAGUACAAAACUGUUGGUCCUUAUGAGCUCAACUGGGAAACGCAACAGUACAAGUGUUGGAUUUCGCAACCUAUGGUGUUUACGCUCAUCUUCUUGUUGCAACUUGUUAACCUUUACUGGUUCUUUUUGAUCUUACGCAUUUUGUACCGAUUUAUCUCUUCUGGGGUGGAGAAGGAUGAACGUUCUGACGACGAAUCGGAAGAAGAAGAAGACUCGAAGAAGAAGCAGUAG
This is a messenger RNA of Diutina rugosa, 1188 nucleotides long. RefSeq names its product sphingosine N-acyltransferase (gene LAG1). NCBI's taxonomy places the organism in Eukaryota, Fungi, Ascomycota, Pichiomycetes, Serinales, Debaryomycetaceae. Gene Ontology annotation, biological process: ceramide biosynthetic process. Gene Ontology annotation, molecular function: sphingosine N-acyltransferase activity. The transcript has a single exon. The record is from RefSeq and is a predicted model, not a curated record. The coding region runs from base 1 to 1188 and encodes 395 amino acids. Gene Ontology annotation, cellular component: membrane.